UGUCAGAGCCAGGACAGAACUCAAGUUCCUCAGUUUGCCAGUGGCCUCGUGGAAAGUGAAUUGUUAGGAAGAAAACCUUUCAAAGCCAGAGUUUAUUCUGAAUGCCCGUCUACAGAGUAGGUCAUAAUGCAGGUUAGGUUUUGUGUUCCUUCAUGGUGAAAUCAUAGUAUGCCCUUUGUCCCUUUUCUUUCCACAGCCCGUUGUUUCAUCUGUUUUUAUGCCCUCAGGCUUUCUUCAGUGUUCGAUUGCACAUCAUAAAAAUAUUUUCCUGAGUAAUACAUCCCUGAUGCUUUUUUCCAUCUGUGUUUAAUUGUUCUUUUAAAAAUUUCUUCCACUUUUAUCUUCCACUCAUAAACAUUAGAGUGAUAAAAGUUUGGGGAAGGUCGAAGAGAAGGAAGAACUCAGGAAGCUUGGUAUUUGGGAACCUUUCAGACGUGCCAGUGUGUGAGAUCAUUUAAAAGUGGACACAGUACAGUCAUGUACUGCAGGGUGACUGGAGUUAACACUGUAUCAUAUGUUUGAAAGUUGCUAAGAGUAGAUCUCAAAAGUUCUCAUCACAAGAAGAAAAAUUUAUAACUAUAUGGGGUGAUGGAUGUUAACAAAACAGAUCAUGAUAGUCUACGCUGAAAGACCUCUCACAGACAAUCACAGAUCACUGGCUUCUUAUGGCUUAAAAGAUGGCGACGUUGUGAUUUUACGACAGAAGGAGAAUGCAGACCCUCGCCCUUCGGUGCAGUUCCCAAACUUACCCCGAAUAGACUUCCGUAGCAUAGCUGUGCCUGGCACGUCAAACACCCGGCAGCGCCAGCCAACAGGAGCACAGCAGUCCCACUCAUCUCCUGGAGAGGUAGCUUCAUCUCCUCAGGGCCUGGACAAUCCAGCCUUGCUCCGAGACAUGUUGCUGGCCAACCCCCAUGAGCUGUCCUUGUUGAAGGAACGCAAUCCACCCUUGGCAGAUGCUCUGCUCAGUGGAGAUCUUGAGAAAUUUUCUAGGGUCCUGGUGGAGCAGCAGCAGGACCGAGCCCGGAGAGAGCAAGAAAGGAUUCGUCUCUUUUCUGCGGACCCUUUUGAUCUUGAAGCUCAGGCAAAGAUAGAAGAAGAUAUAAGGCAACAGAACAUUGAGGAAAACAUGACAAUAGCUAUGGAAGAGGCUCCGGAAAGUUUUGGCCAAGUAGUGAUGCUUUAUAUUAACUGCAAAGUGAAUGGACAUCCUGUGAAAGCCUUUGUUGACUCAGGUGCCCAGAUGACCAUUAUGAGCCAAGCUUGUGCAGAAAGGUGUAAUAUAAUGAGGCUGGUGGACCGUCGGUGGGCAGGGAUCGCCAAAGGAGUGGGCACCCAGAAGAUUAUUGGAAGGGUACAUCUAGCUCAGGUUCAAAUUGAAGGAGAUUUCCUGGCAUGUUCCUUCUCUAUACUUGAGGAACAGCCCAUGGACAUGCUUUUGGGAUUGGACAUGCUGAAACGGCAUCAGUGUUCCAUUGACCUCAAGAAAAAUGUACUCGUGAUCGGCACCACAGGCUCAAAGACCACCUUCCUUCCUGAGGGGGAGUUACCAGAGUGUGCCCGGUUGGCAUAUGGGGCCGGGCGAGAGGAAGUACGGCCAGAGGAGAUUGCAGACCAAGAAUUAGCAGAAGCCCUUCAAAAAUCUGUAGAGGAUGCAGAGAGAAGCGGUAAAGAAACUACCUCACUGGGAAUGUCAUCAUUACCAACUUCAGAUGGAUUUAACCAUCAAGCCCAUCCUUCAGGACGGAGUCCUGAGAUUGGCAGUCCUUCAAGUCUUGCUCACUCUGUCUCUGCUUCAGUCUGCCCUGUUGAGCCCAGUGACCCAGACAGCAUCGAACCUAAAGCUCUGAAGGCUUUGAGGGCUUCAGCUGAAUUCCAGGUAACCUCUGAAAAGAAAGAACACCUUCCUCUACAGGAUCUUUCUGAUUGUGCUUCUUCAGCAGACAGUGCUCCAGCAGACCAGAGUCCAGCUACGCCUUUGCAGAAUUCACUCGAAGAAGCCAUUGUUGCAGAUAAUCUAGAGAAAUCUGCUGAAAGAAGCACCCAGGGCCUCACAUCUCAUCUCCACACAAGACAGGAAGUUAGUUUAUCUGUCACUAGGAUGCAAGAACCACCGAGGCUUAAAGAUGAAAAGGGUUGGCAUCAAGAAUAUCGGGACCUGAGUCAAGCGAGUGGCCUUCAGCAGCAUGAAGAGCCACGGGAUGAACAGCAUGAGGUCAUACAACAGAAUGUUCCGCAUGACCAAGAACGUCUUUGUAACACAGGGGACCUUGAGCUUCUUGGAGAAAGGCAACAGGAUCAACAGAGAGGUAUUGGUUCAGGAGCUACGGUGAAAGGAGACAGGCUACAGCAGACUGUGGACCUUUCGGGUACAGAGAAAAAUAUUCUACCUUCAGGAUGCUUUGGCUGCUCAAGUUCAGAAACACCUAUGGAAGUAGAUGUAGUUGAACAGUCCCUAGUUGCUGUACUUAAUUCAGCAGGUGGUCAGAAUACCAAUGUCAAGAACAUCGGUGCAUCUGAUCUCACCGUAGAUAAUCCCUUGAUGGAAGUAGAAACAUCCAAAUGUAACCCUUCCUCUGAAAUUUUGAGUAAUUCCAUUUCCACUCGGGAUUUACAGCUUCCAGAAAGUGAUGUUGAAAUGUCUGGGACAAGUAAAGAAUGCGGGAAUUGCCCCUCCUCUUUAGUAAGUCUCUGUGGCAGUGGUCAGCCGUCUGUAGAGUCCACAGAGGAAUCUUGCUCGUCUGUAACGGCAGCCUUGAAGGAACUUCAUGAACUUUUGGUCAUUAGUAGUAAACCAGCUUCAGAAAACACAUCGGAAGAAGUUACCUGUCAAUCAGAGACAGUAACUGAGGGCCAGACAGGUAUUAAGGACCUUUCUGAGAGAUGGACCCAAAAUGAGCAUCUUGCAGCUACCCAGAGUGAACACUGUUCACAGGUCUCCUUUCAUCAGGCCAUAUCUGUAACAGUGAAGACAGAAGAAUUAACAUACACUUCAACUGACGCUGGAGUAGAAGAUGUAGAAAAUAUUAACUUCAGGGGUCCAGGUGAUGGCGUAUUAACUGAUAAGGAAGGCGUCCCCAAGUCUAAGGAGUCCAUAAAUGAGAGCAGUUCUGUCACUGCAGCCUCAGCUGAAACGUCCAAUCAACUACCUUGCACCUUUGGUGUAGAAAUUUCACCCAGACUUCUAGCAGGUGAGGAGGAUGCACUCAAUCAGACUUCUGAGCAAACUGAGUCCUUGUCAUCCAGUUUCAUAUUGGUUAAAGAUUUGGGUCAGGGCACACAGAAUCCAGUGACAGACAGGCCUGAGACUAGAGAAAAUGUCUGUUCUGAAGCUGCAGGGCCACUUCUAGAAUUUGUACCACCUACCAGCCAUCCAUCAUCAAGUCCCUCCUUUCUUGCACCAUUAAUUUUUCCUGCUGCGGACAUUGACCGGAUUCUCCGUGCCGGCUUUACUUUGCAGGAAGCUCUUGGGGCUUUGCAUCAAGUUGGUGGAAAUGCAGACCUUGCACUUCUUGUUUUGCUAGCAAAGAACAUUGUAGUUCCUACAUAACCAUGAAAAAGUGGGCUAGACCAUACUCCAUUCCCUUAAAAAAAGCUAUAUAUCUACACAUACACAUACUCACUCACCACAUACACAGUAUAUGUAGAAACCUGCAAGCAGAAUGUUGAGCCAGAUUUUUUUUUAAAGAUUUUUUUCGGCCAAAGUAAUUUAUGAUCUCUUGUCGGAUGAAUUUGUCUAUUCUCUUUGUUAAAAUUUGGGCCUUUUUAAAUGUAUUGGCAGUGUGUGCAUACAGAAGGUUUUUAUUAACAUUAAGAUGAUGUAUUCUGGAAUAAAAUUGGUGGUUUUGUGUAUAGCAUACCAUUUUAGAAUGAGAGUGAAUGCUUUAAGAAGCAGAAGCCGUGAGAAAUCCCACCACCCAUGCAGCUAAAAACAGAUCAACUUCAUAAUUUGGCUGUGUCUGUGCUGUAGGCAAGGUAUGGCUUGUUGACUCAAUUUUUGGUUUACAAACUUGAUUACAUGGUUUGGUGUUUGGAAUCAUACUUAGUGCUUUAUGUAUUAUGAUUCGUCAGUUGUAACAGGAAAUUGAAGAAGUAUCUGCUAGAGUGGCAUGUUUUUAUUCGUGUGGUUAGGAUUUGACAUUUUAACGGGAUGAGUUGGGAGGGUUUAAAACUUGGGCUGCUUUGUACAUCACAGGCUGCUGCAUGGAUUGCCAGAUAUCUUGGGUGGGAUACUGUGAGGGAAUUAACAUUAGAGCGAAUCAUGGUGCUACCCAGAUUAAAAAAAAAAAGAAAGAAAAAACUGUAAUUCCAUUUGCAAAUGUCAUGGUGAUGUUUCAAGAACUGUGAGUGAAAACUAAUGGCCUAAACACUGGAAUUAACUAGUGACUGGGUUUGGUAGCAUCUCACUGAUCGCAACUCAACCCUUAAUGACUAAUGAUGAACUUACGUUCAGCUAGUGGGUUGAUUGCCAGCAGUUUAUUUCCUUUCCAAACUCAUCUUCUUCUAGGAAGUUCUUCUAAAGCUCAGUUUGAGCUGUGAUCUGAGUGAAAUAUUCAAGUGUGAUAAAUAACCUUGUCACUGGUUUAUCUUGGUGCUUGGAAUGGUCAGUGUAUUUGGUGAGUGUCUUUCAUGGCAGUGGAAAUAGUAAUUGGAGUUUCUGACUCAAGUGGCCUUGAUAGAGUUUUCCAUCCCUUUCUUUCCUCAGGAGUUUCUUUUUUUAAGCAAGAUUCGUCAUAUUUGUGUUUACACAUGUCAAGUUAGAGUGGGGCAUAGUAUAUAGAUGUAUUUAUUGUGGCCUUUUUUUAUAUGAGGACUAGCCCUUGGAAGUCAUUGUCCUGUGGGCCCCACUGUGCAAUAAUUCUACUGGGUAGAUUUUAGAUACUUUUUUUCGUGGAAAAUAAACCCUCUUAUGUACCUAGCAGGAAUCUGAAAUCUUGGUUUUAUUGAAGAGAAUUUUGAGAAUGAUAAUUCCCUAUUCCAGGUUAUAAUUUGCAAUGUGUUUGAAACAGAAGCUUCAAAAGGGUGAUUGGUGAACUUUUUAAGUGAUUUUUGUCUGAAGUCUUACUCUCUUUAAAAUAAAAGCUUAUUCUUUCUGUCAAAAUUCACGUCAUUGAGCACAAUCAAAAUGGAGGCUCAUAUCUCAGGAGUUUUAAAAUUUUUGAUUUGGGGGCACUUAGAUAUUUCUUUUACCCUAUUCCACGUUCUUUCUUUUAGCUGUGAGGUUUGUAUGUGUGUUAGGAGCCUGAGUGAUAUGAUGGAAAGUUGCAUAGAUUCCUCAUGACCCUCUGAAGUUAGGGAAUGGUUGACAGAAAGAGUUGUAGUUUACUGUGUUCAGAAGGGCACUCAGAACAAGUUAGCCAGAUUGUCUUUAAAGUGUUCUUUUAGACAAUCAUGUGCUGUAGAUCCUUUUGCCUGCCCUACAC
This is a messenger RNA of Physeter macrocephalus (sperm whale), 5423 nucleotides long. RefSeq names its product protein DDI1 homolog 2. Lineage: Eukaryota; Metazoa; Chordata; Mammalia; Artiodactyla; Physeteridae. Gene Ontology annotation, molecular function: aspartic-type endopeptidase activity; protein binding. The transcript is spliced from 9 exons. The record is from RefSeq and is a predicted model, not a curated record. Bases 593 to 3550 code for a protein of 985 amino acids. Gene Ontology annotation, biological process: proteolysis.